Prunus armeniaca (apricot) is the source of this 210-nucleotide messenger RNA. NCBI's taxonomy places the organism in Eukaryota, Viridiplantae, Streptophyta, Magnoliopsida, Rosales, Rosaceae. The record is from the annotation of a GenBank genome assembly.
AUGGGUGUGUUGAGUAGUUUUCGGGAACUUGACGAAAGCUCUGUCAAGCUCUGGAACAAUUUACCAGAAGAGAAAAUGGGAGAAGAUAAAGGAAUGGGGCUCGAAAUUGCAGAGGUUUUAGGGAUGAGAGAUGAAGCUUGCUCUUUGGAUGUGGUUUGCUUGCCAUUUUUUGAGUUGUUUUGCUGGGUAAAAGGUGCCUCCCUUUUAUAG